Molecule: messenger RNA, 1876 nt
Organism: Phacochoerus africanus (Common warthog)
Lineage: Eukaryota; Metazoa; Chordata; Mammalia; Artiodactyla; Suidae
Gene: RGS11
Product: regulator of G protein signaling 11
Exons: 16
Coding region: 4-1473 (489 amino acids)
Biological process (GO): regulation of G protein-coupled receptor signaling pathway; intracellular signal transduction; G protein-coupled receptor signaling pathway
Source: RefSeq, a predicted model, not a curated record
GCCAUGGCCGCCGGCCCCGCGUCCCCCGGCGGGCAGCCCCGCACGCAGAGGCCGCAUCUGAGCAAGAUGGAGCGGAUGGUCGUGAGUAUGCAGGAUCCUGACCAGGGCGUGAAGCUGCGGAGCCAGCGCCUGCUCGUCACAGUCAUUCCCCACGCAGUGACUGGUGAGGCGCCUCAGGAGGUGGGGAGGAGGGGGUGCAGGCCCGCCUCGGCCUCCCCCAACCCCAGAGUCUGCUCUGCAGGCAACGAGGUCGUGGAGUGGCUGAUCCAGAAGUACAGCAUCCAGGAGGAGGAGGCCCUCCACCUGGGCAACCUCCUGGUGCAGCACGGCUACCUAUACCCACUGAGGGACCCCCGCCGCCUGGUGCUCCGGCCGGAUGAAACACCCUAUAGGUUCCAGACACCCUAUUUCUGGACGAGCACCCUGUGGCCAGCCGCUGAGCUGGACUAUGCCAUCUACCUGGCCAAGAAGCACAUCCGAAGGCAGGGGGCCCUGGUAGACUACGAAAAGGAGCAGUAUGACCAGCUGCACACGAAGAUCAGCCACACAUGGGACCUGGUGGUGAUGCAGGCUCGAGAGCAGCUGCGGGCAGCUAAGCAGCGCAGGAAGGGGGACAGGCUGGUCAUCGCGUGCCAGGAGCGGACGUACUGGCUGGUGAACAGGCCCCCGCCUGGGGUCCCCAGCGUGCUGGAGCAGGGUCCAGAACGGGGGUCCUGCAGUGCCAGGGGAAUGCAGAUGACCAAGAGCUUUGAUUUCUACAGGCAGGAGGUCGCGUGCUUACGGAAGGCGCUGGGCAGGGCCCGCGUGAAGUCCUCUGUCUGCCUCGAGGCGUACUUCCGGUUCAGCAGCCAGCGGCUGCCACACGACCCCAUCAUGACCGGCUGUCUGCCCAGCAACCCCUGGGUCACGGACGAUGACGCCUACUGGGCCCUGAAUGCACCCAGUGUGGCUGUGCCCACGAGGCUCCGCGUGGAACAGUGGGCCCUCAGCUUCCGGGAGCUCCUGGAAGACCCCAUGGGACGGGCCCACUUCAUGGGCUUUCUCGGGACAGAGUUCAGCGCCGAGAACCUCAGCUUCUGGGAGGCCUGUGAGGAGCUGCGCCAUGGAGGGCAGGCCCAGGUCCCCGCCCUGCUGGACGCCGUGUACCAGCAGUUCCUGGCGCCUGGCGCUGCCCGCUGGGUCAACAUAGACAGCCGGACCACGGAGCAGAUGCUGGCGGGCCUGGGCCGGCCCCACCGCCACGUGCUGGACGAUGCCCAGCUGCACAUCUACAUGCUGAUGAAGAAGGACUCGUACCCGAGGUUCCUGAAGUCAGACUUGUACAAAGACCUGCUGGCAGAGGCCGUGGUCCCCCCGGAGACGAAGCGGCGGGUGUUCCCAUUCACGCGGAAGCCGCGGCGGUCCAGCCCCGGCCCUGCCCUCCUUCCUGCCUCCACCUCCAGGGAGCCUGCGGGUGGUGACGGGGAGGCCUAGGUGAGCCGGAGCGGGGGAGACAGUGGCCAUCUCGCCCUGUCACCCUCCUCUAGCCCAAGGAGGCACCUUUUCCCUGUCCCGCCCUACCCCCCAGAAGGGUAUGGCCCAGGGCAGAUGCCCAGGGUGCCCUGGACCGACACCAGAAGGCAGAGCGCCUGGCAUUUCUGUGCCACCCUCGCCCCUGGAGCAAGGGCCGAGUCAAGAGCUUGCCGGCAGGGGGCGCGCGAGUGCAGGGGGAUGUGCGGCUCCGCUCCGCCUCCCGGGCUCCGCAGGCUCCGUGGCUGUGGCAUCUGAACUGGACAGAGACGGCUCCCUCUUCGCUGCCCCUCCAACAGGGCCUGGUUCACAGCCAAGGUGGCAGAGCCUCUGGAGAGGGACGGCAGGUGUCCUGGCUCAGAAUGCC